Lampris incognitus (smalleye Pacific opah) is the source of this 4230-nucleotide messenger RNA. RefSeq names its product mastermind-like protein 2. The record is from RefSeq and is a predicted model, not a curated record. Lineage: Eukaryota; Metazoa; Chordata; Actinopteri; Lampriformes; Lampridae. Gene Ontology annotation, biological process: positive regulation of transcription of Notch receptor target; Notch signaling pathway. The transcript has 5 exons. Gene Ontology annotation, cellular component: nucleoplasm; nuclear speck. Bases 621 to 3533 code for a protein of 970 amino acids. Gene Ontology annotation, molecular function: transcription coactivator activity.
ACCACUCGUACGAGCCGAUGUCAGCGGAAUACCCGAGACGGAUCGCGAUGGUUUCAAGCGUUUCGACCGCGCCGCUUUUCGCUUUUUUCUCUUUUUGCAUUCUGCAAACCAGACACGCCGCAGUCGCACGGGGGGAGAAGAGGCAACGCUUUCGGGACAUGUCGUGAGUCUUGGAAGUUUUUCCGCGGGUUUGUCUCCCAGAAUGUGGUUUUGAUGACGGUUCCGGUCUACUUUGCACCUAUAGUUGGCCGUCCGCUCUCGGCUCUCAUUCGUGAAGUGCGCGCGCGAGACGGCGCGGGGCGCAGCGGGCUGACGGGGGGGUCCCGGGGACGUGCCGAAGCCGUUUGCGCACGGUAAGUUCGGCCCGACGCGGUCUUCCAAUUGACUGAGAGAGGAUUGUCGCACCAUGAACGCGUCUCUCCGGAGGCUGAGCGGCGAAGUUUGAGAGGCGCCGUUCCGCGUUACAGCGUCCGGCGGCGUCGCGUGCGCGUCAACUGUGUUCUGUAUUACACCGCGGGGCUGAUCCGGCGGCGUCGCGUGCGCGUACCGACACACGAGGGUCGAUAUGUUCAUAUAUAGGCAUGGCAGCGUAGACCACGGAUCGGUUUUCCUCUCCCUCCAUGCUCACGUCGUGGUCCGAUAAAGAAAAAGAAAAGAAGAAGAAGAAGCAGCAGCAGCAGAAGAAGAAGAGCUCCGUGGAUCUCGGUGCCGUGCGUGUGCGUGUGCGAACUUGUCUCGAAUCAGCGGGCAUGGGAGAAGCGACUCCCGCGCAGCCCGCCGCGGGGGGAUUCGUACCCAUGUUAGCGGUGGGCAUGGGGUCGAUGCCUGGGGGGGUGAGCGGGAGCAUCGCCGCCUCCAGGGGCUCCGCCGUCCCGCAGCUGCACAGCGCCAUAGUGGAGCGUCUCCGAGCCCGCAUCGAGCUGUGCAGGAGGCACCACUCCACCUGCGAGAACCGCUACCGGCGGGGCCAGGCCGAGACCUCGGACCGGGAGCACGAGAGCACCCUCCACCUCCUCAACCUCGUCCACCAGGGACCCGGGAACAGGAAAACCAAAGGCAGCCGAGGGUCCGCCCAGCAGCCUCCAGAGUACAACAGGACCAACGGGGAGCAGAAGACCCCAAACUCAGAGGGCGAGCAGAAGAUUUCCACUCGAAUAGCUCUCCAAGGAUCUCUGCGAAGGAAGAUUGAAGGCCAUGCACCAGGACAUACCGCAAAGCAGAACGGCCUGUCUUGUGGCCUUUCUGGAUCAGACUUCAAGCGAGUCCGCAUGGACACCAGCGGUCUUGGUCACGGUUCCUGUAGUCACAACUUGGCUCAGUGUCAGUCUCUGCAAGGAUCCUCCGCCAUGGGUAGCAGCAUGCAGAGAAAGAAUUACAUGAUGCCCCAUGGAGUGGGCUCAGAGUUAUUCAACAUGACCUUGAAAGAGAUGAAGAAAGAGCCCACUGAAGUCCCGUCUUGUGGCCAGUCCUCCACAGAGAUGAUUUUUGACUUCAAAGAUGAGGGUGGUGGUCAAAUUGACCCAGAGCUCCAGGAUCUAUUUGAUGAGUUAACAAAGACAGUUCCCUCACUGAAUGACCUGGAGUUUGAGAAGAUGUUGAAGCAGGAUGACACAUUCGGCCUGGACCUCGGCCGGCCAAGCUCGGCAGGGGCCGCCGGUGGCCUGUGUUCUCCACUGGAGAAGCCCAUAAAGACAGAGUACUCUCCAGAUUUCAGCCAGACUCACUGUGGCUCACCACAGCUGCGACCAGCUUCAGCAGGGCCCUCCUUUACAAUGAGUAGUACUUCCUUGACCACUUCCCCUACCACCUCAACACAGAAAGCUAAUACUCAAGCAGGGCACCCCCGAGCCAUGACCUGCUGGCCAGAAGUGUCCCAUGCAGAGCAGCUAAAGCAAAUGGCGGCUAACCAACAGCAGCCAAAAUCUCUGCUCCACCACCACCAUCACCACCACCAGACUUCACCCAAUCUGACCAGCUGGGCUCCUGCCAUGAGCACCCACUCCCCCACCAGCUCCUUCUCCCAGGAUAAGGUCUCCAAUCCAAUGCCGCUGUGCCAACAGAGGAUCACCUCCCAAAGCAAAGGGAUCAACAACUGCCUCUUUAAGCUGAAUGGGCACACUGGAUCCAAUCAUUUGGAUAUGAAGGCCAUCAAUACCAAGCCGACGUUGCACUUCAGUCCCAAAGUACCCAACUCAGUCAGUCAGUCUGUACCUAUUAUGACAAGCUCGCUGAACAAGACUCCAGCCAAGCAGCAGCAACAAUCAUCUUCAACGGGCCCGAAUCAACCUCAUUCAGGUCUCAACUACCAAAACCCACAGAUCUCUGCAUCCGGGGGCCUUUGUUUGCAGCCCAAGUCUAUUCCUCAGCAUGGAGCAGGGCUGCCCUUCAAACUGUCUCAACAACGACAGGGUAUUCCUCCGGGUCCACGGCUGCCCACUAAUUGCAAUAUUGGAGGCCUGUCCAACCAGUCCCAUCCACAGCAACGGCCCCCAGUACCCAACACCCAGCAGAAAGGAAUCAGUAAAGCUCAGGCAAUGCAGAGACCGCUUACCCAACACCAGCACACCAUCAACGACAUAGACAAAGAUAACGCACAAGAUCAAUUCAGUCGCCAUCUCACACGACCGCCACCUGAUUACAAGCAACCGAGAGGUUUGGUGGGAGUUCAACAAGGAAACCUUUUCACAGGAAUAAACUCAUCUCAGCCUCUGAAUAAUGGUCCUGAGAAUGACCUACAGUCCAUGUCCCGUCACCUGCCCAAUGGCUCCGGUUCAAAGAUGGCUCCCUCAUCAACAGACAGGAGAUUUGGCACCGGCAGUGACUGCCAUCCAAGCUCAUGUAUAGGCCAGUUCCAGCAACAAGCCAAUCAACACAGAAUUGGACUAAGUCUUAACAGGCCUAGGUUCCCAGAGCCUAACACACAAGGCAACACUUUUGGGAUGAACAACGUAGCCAACGUGCAACUUCCAAGAACGACAGUAGACCAACAGUCCUCGGGAGUCGCGGGACAGGGGCUGGGAGGUUUGAUGACCAACAUCAGCGCAGGGUGGCCAUCGGAGACCAAGCAAAUGACAAAUGUGCAGGGUAUCCGGAGGUUACCCCUGCCUCUACAUUCUCAGGGAGCACCGCUGGACAUGCCAAACAAUCCCUAUCAACAGAGGCACAUCAGCCCUCCAAACCAGGCGGCACCAGAUGUUGGAGUGCUUCCUCUUAACCCCACCAUCAGGGGCGCUGUCCCCAGACCCAGUCAGGCAAUGCUGUCCUCUCUGCCAACACUGGGUAGCCUGAACCAAGCCUCCCCGGAGCAGAGGGUACCUCCAGGCAACUUUUCAUCAUCCAGCCCCAGUCCUAGCAGCUACCAGAGUAACCGGACAAACCGCCUAAUUUUUGACUUCCUCCCAGAGGGAGACAAUACAGUCCCAGGCAUCAACACAGACUCUGACUUCAUAGACUCUCUGCUCAAGUCCGGCUCUGGGAACGACGACUGGAUGAAAGAUAUAAAUUUGGAUGAGAUCCUUGGCGGUCACCCUUGAUUUGGAGGUGGAGACUGCUUAAGGUGAGCACAGAUAGCUAACCUACGGCUACAGUAGGUGUAAAGGACAUGGAUGUUGGGUGUGAGGGGUAACAUCGGUAAAUGAUGUUAAAAUGGAAUUUUAUAAUCUCGUUAUAUAAUUUGUUACACGCGUAUAUUGUUUUGUUUUGUGUAUCCUGUGAAAAAAAAAUUAUUCUACCCAUAGCUCUUGGUUCAUUUUGUUUCAGGUCUGUUGACCAGUACUUUUCUUUACAGUAACAAUUUUUGUAGUCUGUUUGUUAUGCCAAUGUUGUAGUAUGGUUAUAUAAGAUACAAAACCAACUGUACACUGUGAAAAAAAAGAAAAAGAAAAACAUUGCUGUAUUGUCUCAAAUCUCAUCAUGGCAUUUCAAGUUAAGUUUCUUAAUCUGCAUCCAGGACUUCGCAUGAUGAUGUAAGUUUUGUUUCAUCGACCAUAUAAAGUAUAACUUGACACGGCAAAUGUUUUCCUUCUUAUAUCCAAACAUUUCAUCUGUGGUAGUUUUUCAUGCAAUUUAAAUAGCAUAACCGUUUUCAUGUUAUAUUUAAUAAUUAUUGGGAAAGUUAAAAACUCAUUAUAAUUAAUGUAAUUAAUAAAAUGAAUUUGAACAAAGCAUUUUUGUUGUGUUUUUCUAGCCUGACCAUAACAGCUGCGUUUUGUACCCACUUUAACAUCAAUA